Molecule: messenger RNA, 1002 nt
Organism: Zonotrichia albicollis (white-throated sparrow)
Lineage: Eukaryota; Metazoa; Chordata; Aves; Passeriformes; Passerellidae
Gene: GJB7
Product: gap junction protein beta 7
Biological process (GO): cell-cell signaling
Cellular component (GO): connexin complex
Molecular function (GO): gap junction channel activity
Source: RefSeq, a predicted model, not a curated record
UAGGAGAUAAACAGUUCUCAUUUUCCAGGCAUAAAAUGUAACUCCCUUUCUCAGAAAUGAGCUGUUGAUUGUUAAUUCCACUAGAAAGCUGGGAUCCACCUGUAAUCAUUCACUGGGGUACAGGACCUGGAGAUCACCGUGGCACUCUCAGCACUGAACAAGAAGCAAAGUCAUUGCAAGCACUUCCAUCUUUCCUUGAGGAGAAAAAUGAGCUGGGUGUUCUUACGUGAUCUGCUGAGUGGAGUGAAUAAAUACUCAGCAGGAAUUGGAAGAAUUUGGGUAGCUGUUGUGUUCCUGUUCCGCUUACUGCUUUAUGUUGCUGCCGCAGAAAACAUCUGGAAACAUGAACAUGAUGAAUUUGAGUGCAAUAUCAAGCAGCCUGGUUGUGAAAAUGUCUGCUUUGACCAUUUCUUCCCUGUCUCUCACAUCAGAUUUUGGGCUUUGCAAUUAAUCAUGGUCUCCACCCCUUCACUCUUGGUUGUCUUUCAUGUUGCUUACAGACAGAACAGAGAGAAACACCACAACCAGAAACUUUACAAAAAUCCAGGAAAGAUAGAUGGUGGAUUGCUGUGCACUUACCUAAUCAGCCUCAUUUUAAAAAUAGGACUUGAAAUAUUUUUUCUUGUUCUGUUCUAUAAAUUGUACAACGGAUUCAAAAUACCACAUCUUGUGAAAUGUGACAUAAAACCAUGUCCCAAUAUUGUAGACUGUUAUAUUUCCAAACCCACAGAGAAAAUGAUUUUCCUCUAUUUUCUAGUGGCAACUUCAUGCCUGUGCAUUGUAUUAAAUCUAAGUGAACUGAGUUAUCUGAUGUUCAAAUACUCCAUAAAAUGUUAUCUGAAGAGACACGUGAAGAAGCAGCAAGGCUCAAAAAGCAAUUGCUGCGAAUCAGAACUCAUCAGGCACAACAGAGCAGCAGCUGCAGGGCGACUCCACAACAGCUCAUCAUCCUUGCCUCUGAAUAUGCAAGAUGAACAUGAAAAACAUUCCCCGCUGACUUGA